This is a messenger RNA of Doryrhamphus excisus (bluestripe pipefish), 1767 nucleotides long. RefSeq names its product mitochondrial ribosomal protein S16 (gene mrps16). Lineage: Eukaryota; Metazoa; Chordata; Actinopteri; Syngnathiformes; Syngnathidae. Gene Ontology annotation, molecular function: structural constituent of ribosome. Gene Ontology annotation, biological process: mitochondrial translation. The record is from RefSeq and is a predicted model, not a curated record. Gene Ontology annotation, cellular component: ribosome; mitochondrial small ribosomal subunit.
CUUCCGGUUACAACAUGGCGGCGCCCUGAUAAGUGUCAGAGCGAGUAUAACUAUUUGUCUUAUUUCUCAUAACAUCACCCCUACCACAUUUCUGGUUAGACCUGGUUAGAUUACGCGUUUUCCCCACAUUCAACAUCGGCAGAAGGCUCGAAGAUUAUAUUCAACUAGCAUCAUGGUUCAUCUGUCAUCCCACCUCCUAAAGCGCUACCAGGGGGGUCACGUGGUCCUCCGCAUGGCUCUGGCCGGCCACAACCAAGCCAACAGACCCUUUUAUCGCAUUGUGGCGGCGUAUAACAAACAGGCAAGAGACGGCAAAUAUAUAGAACAACUGGGCACUUACGACCCGCUCCCCAACGUCUACAACGAGAAACUAGUCAGCUUCAACUACGAUCGCAUCAAGUACUGGAUCGGCUGCGGCGCCCACACGACCAAGCCGGUGGCCAAACUUCUAGGGUUGGCCGGGUUUUUCCCACUUCAUCCUAUGACGGUGACAGAGAUGGAGCGUCGCCGAGCCCAGGCCAAUCAGGCGGAAACGAAAGCGGAGGAUAGUGUGGAGGCUGAAGCGUGACGAGUGACUGCUUGUGUGACGACACAUCAGUCCAGAGACACAUUGGACUCUUGUAUUUUUUUGUAUAUCGUUUAUCAUAGUUGUGGUUCCUUUAGUGGGUAAACCAAUGAUUAAAACUGGUAAACUACAUGUUUGGUAUGGUGUCAAGUUUUGCGAUUCCAUUGUCGGGUUGGGAAUGCAAUCUAAAUAAUUUGUUAUUCAUAUGGGGCUGUAAGGGCGGGGCUACACAUACUACGGUCUGUUAAUUGCUUGACAACUGUCAAUUCCAACCUAUUAGAGAUGGGUUAUGGGGAUUCAUUGUAAACCUUUCAGUCGAAAUGGAGGGCGAUAUUUGGCUUCAACCAACAGAGGUGCUGUUGAUUCAAUUUGAACUGGUUUAAGCCUAACUAUAUAUUUGCAUUGUGGCCCAUUCAUUCAUUUUCUACUGCUUAUCCUCACAAGGGUCGCGGGGGGUGCCGGUCCCUAUCCCAGGGGUACACCCAAUCACAGGGCACAUAUAGACAAACAACCAUUCACACUCACAUUCAUACCUAUGGACAAUUUGGAGUUGCCAGUUAACCUAGCAUAUUUUUGGAAUGUGAGAGAAACCGGAGUACCCGGAGGGUGGGAUUGAACUCAGAUCUGCGCGCUAGACACUCGACCGCCGUGCAGCCCCAUUGUGGCCCACAUACAGGAAAAAAUAAAUUAUGUGAUACAAUUUGUGUGGUCAAGAUGUUUAAACCAAUCAAAUAUAGGUCCAGAUAUGCUAAACUAUCUAAUAAAACAUUGGCAACUGUGUUAUAUGUGACAAUGAAAUUACUGUUAUAUCUAAAUAUAUGACAUUUUAUUUUUAGAAUAUGCAUAGGGCCAAUAAACAAGUAACAGCCGCACAUUGGACACCCCUAAUACACAUCCACAUGGCACAACUGAUCCAGGUGGCAUUAUUUUGCUUGACUCAACGCUGGUUUGGGAACAGGAGUUCAGAACAUUUGGAGAAAGGUUAAAAAUAUUGUUUUAAAAACAACUUUGUUUUCCUCAUAGAAGAUCAAGGCAAUGUAAUCAAAAUAUAUACAACAUUCUCAUUACUAGUUUCAAGCUGUAAAUAUUGUGUCUCUUAUUCUCUUCUAGUUCCAGGACGUCACACACUCCAAGUCUCACCCUUUGACCUCCACUUGUAAAGAUGAAUUCCUUUCUUUUGUGUGUCCUUUCUUUUUGUGUGA